Messenger RNA from Brugia malayi, 489 nucleotides. RefSeq lists its product as uncharacterized. Gene Ontology annotation, biological process: glycerol-3-phosphate metabolic process; carbohydrate metabolic process. The coding region runs from base 1 to 489 and encodes 162 amino acids. The record is from RefSeq and is a predicted model, not a curated record. Gene Ontology annotation, cellular component: cytosol. Lineage: Eukaryota; Metazoa; Nematoda; Chromadorea; Rhabditida; Onchocercidae. Gene Ontology annotation, molecular function: glycerol-3-phosphate dehydrogenase [NAD(P)+] activity. The transcript is spliced from 2 exons.
AUGGGCGCAAAUAUGGCUGAGGAACUAGAAAUAAUGAAUUCUCUGAGGCAACGAUUGGCUAUAGAGCAUGCGCUACCGAUUUUGCUGAUGGUUUGGGAUAUGGAAGUAAUACAAAAGCGGCUAUUAUACGAUUAUUGUAUUUGUCGAGCUAUUUCAUCACGAAUUAAAUAUUCAAACAUACUUCGAAAGUUGCGCAUAACCACAGCAAUAUGCAACUGUGGCCGUAAUCGCAAAAUAUGUGAAGCAUUUGUUAAAACCAAAAAAUCGAUCCAAGAUCUGGAACGAGAAAUGCUGAAUGGACAAAGUAUUCAGGGUCCAGCAACUGCUGAAGCGAUCUUUAUGAUGCUGAAGAAACACAAUUUGAUAUCAAGAUUUCCGUUAUUGAUUGCGGUACAUCAAAUAUGUAAGCAACAGCUUUCACCCAAUCUUCUCAUAGAGCGUCUUCGGGAAUGCAAAGGUAAACUACCUGAUAAAUGGAUGAAGAUGUAG